Messenger RNA from Heterostelium album PN500, 1278 nucleotides. RefSeq names its product RNA-binding region RNP-1 domain-containing protein (gene rnpA). Gene Ontology annotation, molecular function: mRNA binding. NCBI's taxonomy places the organism in Eukaryota, Evosea, Eumycetozoa, Acytosteliales, Acytosteliaceae. The transcript has 4 exons. Gene Ontology annotation, cellular component: nucleus. The record is from RefSeq and is a predicted model, not a curated record. The coding region runs from base 1 to 1278 and encodes 425 amino acids.
AUGGAUGCUCUAUUUCAAACAGAUUCCCCUGUUUCGAUUGAAGAUGAUCUAUCAAAUGUUCCAGACUCAGAUAACAAUGUGAUUCCAUAUCAACAACAACAGCAGCAGCACCAAUAUACCAAAGAACCCAUGGCUGAGAAUGAAGUGUUUGUUGGUGGAGUCAGUAAGAACGUUACUGAAGAUGACCUCCAGAGUGUAUUCAAUUCAGUUGGGUCUGUACGACAGAUCAGAUUGAUGAAGAAUAAACUUAAUGGUGAAAGCAAGGGUUAUGCUUUCAUCACAUUUGAAGACAAGUCCAGUUGUCAGAUGGCCGUAGAGAAGAUCUCAAACAAGGAGCUUAAAGGUAAAUCUCUUCGUGUCAAAUACUCUGAGAAUCGUAGAAAACUGUUUUUGGGUAACCUACCAAAAGAGUUUAACAAAGAGCAACUGCUAGAGAUUCUAAACAAACAUACCGAGGGUAUAACUUCAAUGGAUUUUUUAAUGGAUCCUGAUAAUCCAACUAGAAAUAGAGGUUUUGCAUUUGUUGAAUUUUCAGAUUAUUAUUUAGCUGAUAAAGCAAGAAAAGAAUUUGCAUCACCAUCAUUUAGAAUUGGUUCAAGUUGUGUCACUGUAAAUUGGGCAGAUCCAGUACAAGAACCAGAUGAAGAUGUCAUGAAGAAUGUUAGAGUGCUCUAUGUGAGAAACCUACCGGAACAGAGAAACAGUGAGGAUCUCAAGAAGGUAUUCGAGGAGUUUGGCACCAUUGAAAAAGUUAUCAUACCGGUGAAUAUACCUGGACAGCAGAGAAGAGACUUUGGUUUUGUUCACUUUGAGUCACGAGAAGCCGCUGAGGAAGCGUUGGUUCGCCACAACAAUCAACCGAUUACCUAUCAGGGCCGUGAUUUGAUCGUCUCAUUUGCGAAACCAAUGGACAAGAAGCAACGUGCCGAGCUGAGAGUGCGUAAACUCCAGCGAACCGUCAAUCGUCAAAACCAGAAUGCCGUGAAACAGUUGCACCAGAUCGUUCCCACUCUGACUGCCGGUGUGCCCCAGAACAUUGCAAUCCAACCGGGUAUCUCGUUCUUCCAGCUGCAGAGCGCGCCAACCGCCGCCACAGCGGCAACAACCAUCGCUGCCGCACCAGCAUCGGCACUGCAGUAUCCACAGGCCUACAACAGUUUUGGAUUCACAGCGGCACCAGCCUCCUAUUCAUUAUAUCCCAUUCAAACGACCGAUUCAUAUCUCAGCUAUAAUCCAUCAGAAGUGGUUGCAGCCAACCACAGAUAUAAACCAUAUUAG